CGCGCCGCGGCGAAGUCCUGCCCUAGGCCUCUCUGGCCCUCUGGAGGACUUGCCGUCUGUGUCCGGCGGCGCCGGGCGGCGGUGGGCGGGUCUGACGUGCGGCGUGAAGAGCCAAGCGAGUGGGCUGCCUGGUCCGGGCUGUUUUAGGCUCCAGUGUUUUGGCGAUGGGGUUGCGGGAGAUGUGGAGGCUCAUGUCGAGGUUUAAUUCAUCCAAAAGGACUAAUAUCAUACUACAGCAUUUGAGAAUGUCUAAGCACACAGAUGCAACAGCAGAAGUCCUAUUGGAAAGAAAAGGUUGUGCAGGAGUGAUAACACUAAACAGACCAAAGUUCCUAAAUGCACUGAAUCUUAGUAUGAUUCGGCAGAUUUAUCCACAGCUAAAGAAGUGGGAACAAGAUCCGGAAGCUUUCCUGAUCAUCAUAAAGGGAGCUGGUGGAAAGGCUUUCUGUGCUGGAGGUGAUAUCAGAGUGAUCUCAGAAGCUAGAAAGGCAAAUCAGAAGAUAGCUCAAGAUUUCUUCAGAGAAGAAUAUAUGCUGAACAAUGCUAUUGAUUCUUGCCAGAAACCAUAUAUUGCACUUAUUCAUGGAAUUACAAUGGGUGGGGGAGUUGGUCUCUCAGUUCAUGGGCAAUUCCGAGUGGCUACUGAAAAGUCUCUUUUUGCAAUGCCAGAAACAGCAAUAGGGCUAUUCCCUGAUGUGGGUGGAGGUUAUUUCUUGCCACGACUUCAAGGAAAACUUGGGUGCUUCCUUGCAUUAACAGGAUUCAGGCUGAAAGGAAGAGAUGUGUAUGCAGCAGGAAUUGCUACACACUUUGUAGAUUCUGAAAAGUUGGGCAUGUUAGAAGAAGAUUUGUUAGCCCUGAAAUCUCCUUCAAAAGAAAAUAUUGCAGAUGUCUUAGAAACUUACCAUGCAAAGUCCAAGAUUGAUCAAGACAAGUCUUUUAUACUUGAGGAACACAUGGACAAAAUAAACAGUUGGUUCUCAGCCAAUACUAUGGAACAGAUUAUUGAAAAUUUACAGCAAGAUGGUUCAUCUUUUGCCCUAGAGCAGUUGAAGGUAAUUAAUAAAAUGUCUCCAACAUCCCUAAAGAUCACACUAAGGCAACUCAUGGAGGGGUCUUCCAAGACCUUGCAGGAAGUAUUAACUAUGGAAUAUCGGCUGAGUCAAGCUUGUAUGAGAGGCCAUGACUUUCAUGAAGGUGUUAGGGCAGUUUUAAUAGAUAAAGACCAGAGUCCGAAGUGGAAACCAGCUGAUCUAAAAGAAGUUACUGAUGAAGCUUUGAAUAAUCACUUCAAAUCUCUGGGAAGUAAUGAUUUGAAAUUUUGAAGAGACUGGAUUUUUAAAGUAUUAUUUUGGAGCAGAGUUGGCAAACUAUGGCACAUAGGCCAAAGCCAACCUGCUGCCUUUUUUUUUUUUUUUUUUUAUAUAUCCCUCAGCUAAGAAUGGUUUCUGCAUUUUUAAAUGGCUGGAGAAAGAAAUCAAAGACCAAUAUUGCAUGGCAUGUGAAAAUUACAUGAAAUUCAAAUAUCAUUGUCCAUAAAUAAAACUUUAUUGGAACAUG
Molecule: messenger RNA, 1560 nt
Organism: Balaenoptera musculus (blue whale)
Lineage: Eukaryota; Metazoa; Chordata; Mammalia; Artiodactyla; Balaenopteridae
Gene: HIBCH
Product: 3-hydroxyisobutyryl-CoA hydrolase
Exons: 14
Coding region: 165-1325 (386 amino acids)
Biological process (GO): L-valine catabolic process
Cellular component (GO): mitochondrion
Molecular function (GO): 3-hydroxyisobutyryl-CoA hydrolase activity
Source: RefSeq, a predicted model, not a curated record